UCACAUUUAAUAUUGAAAUAUUUGCCAUUAUAGGAGAUGGCGCGGUUAGUAAAGAUGAAUUCAGAUCCUAUUUACAAGAAUUUAUGGCAAAGUUACAAGACCCCGAGGCUAUGCUGUCUGAGGCAGUUGAUACGAUGAUGAAGGUGAUUGACAAAGACGGCAACGGACUUUGUAGUAAAGAGGAAUUCAAGGCUUUUGUACAAGAGAAAGGCGAAACUCCUCUGAAAGACGAAGAAGUUGACGAGUUAUUUAAUGCCGUUGAUACAGAUGGUGAUAAAACAACACUCACUAGAGAUGAAUUGUUGACAGUUUUAAAGAUUGGAUUACAAGCGAAUCAGCAGUCAAGGCAAUCAUAGACAGACACCAGGGUGUUCCACGUUUCCCCCCUCCCACCCCUCGCGCUCAUUUUCAUCAGGCGUAGCGCGUGGAA
Messenger RNA from Ruditapes philippinarum (Manila clam), 430 nucleotides. RefSeq names its product calmodulin-like protein 3. The coding region runs from base 84 to 356 and encodes 90 amino acids. Gene Ontology annotation, molecular function: calcium ion binding. Lineage: Eukaryota; Metazoa; Mollusca; Bivalvia; Venerida; Veneridae. The transcript has 3 exons. The record is from RefSeq and is a predicted model, not a curated record.